Molecule: messenger RNA, 1219 nt
Organism: Gambusia affinis (western mosquitofish)
Lineage: Eukaryota; Metazoa; Chordata; Actinopteri; Cyprinodontiformes; Poeciliidae
Gene: mis18a
Product: MIS18 kinetochore protein A
Exons: 6
Coding region: 63-671 (202 amino acids)
Biological process (GO): CENP-A containing chromatin assembly; chromosome segregation
Cellular component (GO): nucleus; chromosome, centromeric region; chromatin
Source: RefSeq, a predicted model, not a curated record
CCGGAUAUUUGAACCAACCGCCUAAGUUCAAAACACACAUCGGCCUUACGGGGUUUGCAGUAAUGGCAACGAAAGAAAAGUCUGUUGGGUGUCAAAAAAACAAAAACAAGACGUUUGAAGUAUGUAGUAUUAAUUCUAGUGCAGUUGAAGAAAAACUCUUCGGCCGAGCGGAUAAAGAAGUAGAGGAAGACGAUGACGGGCCCGUGGUUUUUAUCUGUGGGAAGUGCAGGCUGCCUGUUGGAGAUUCAAUGUCCUGGGAUGGAAGUGAAGACGAACAGAACCAAAUAAAACUAAAGCGGGUUACCAACAACGUUAUCAUUGGAAAGGACACUCGCUUCUUUGAACUGAACAAACGAUCAGUUUGCCUGGUUUUGGAUCUCAUCUGUCGCAGCUGCCACUCGGUGCUUGGCAUGGUCUACACAUCUACGCCCAGGAACCUGGACCACAAGAGGUCCACUUUCUGUCUCAGUGUGGCCAACAUCGACAGCUAUGUACUCGGCUCUGGAGCCCAGAUGUUGGCAGCAGAGGGCCCCAAAGAGCAGCUGGUAACAGUGGAGUACAGGCACAGUGUUGAACAACAGUUGACAGAGAUGAAAUUGCUCGUUGUGUCCAUGGCACAGCGGCUGGAGCAGAUCGAAGCCGGCCUUAAGAAGGGAUGCGAUGAGGCUUGACAACGAUGGGCGUCAAGUCAUCUGUGAUACUGUUUAUUUCCAGGAGAACAUUUUGUCCCAGUUACACCUUGUUCACAUGAACGUAAAGCUGCACACAUACUCACACCAUCUACUGGGCUUUGUCCUAAAAACCAGCGGUGAAACAAAGACUGCCUGCUCUUGUAAUCAAUCAUCUUGCCACCUCGGCUCCUUGCGGCUUGCAGCGUCUGCUCUGUGGGUCCGGUGCAGAAUAAAUGUGUGCCAUGAGCAGAAUGUUUAUUUGUGCAGGAUGUUAUCAGCCGGGCUGCACACUCAGCACAAUGCGGUAUUGAUCUGACCACUUGAGGCCACACACUCUUCGUCUCUUCUUUGUUCUGUUCCUCGAGUGUGUAGCGUUUUUAGCCUUGCAGAUUUACAGAGGAUGUUUUGUUUGUCAUUAGAGCAGAAUGUGAUCAUAAUGAAAUAACUUGUAUAGCACCUUUUUCAUUUGUUGCAUUGUCUCAUUGUUGUUUUUAAGCUUCGUUGAUUGUGCACCUGUUCUUGUGUAAUAAAAGUUUUGCUAACUUCAA